CGAAAAGGUGUAGAAGAUACUGCUGUGGAUGAUGAUUUUGAAAUUGCAUUGGAUGAAGCAGCUGCUGAAGAUAAUAAUAAUAGACCAAAGAAACUACAAAAAACUGGGCGCAAUAAAAAACGUGUCAUGAAGAAACGAUUUGCCAAAUCAAAUACUGCGGAAUCUUCUGGUAACAUUCCUAUAUUCGAUACAAAAAAUAUUAAGAAAGGUUUGAAGAAUUCAAAUGAUUCAAAUUCAAAUCCAAGAUUAUCCAAAAAAAAAAUUAUAAAGAGUCGACCCGGUAAAGCUAGACGUCAAAAGGAAAGAAAAAAUAAAAAAUAG
Dentiscutata erythropus is the source of this 321-nucleotide messenger RNA. NCBI's taxonomy places the organism in Eukaryota, Fungi, Glomeromycota, Glomeromycetes, Diversisporales, Gigasporaceae. The record is from the annotation of a GenBank genome assembly.